Asparagus officinalis (garden asparagus) is the source of this 1492-nucleotide messenger RNA. RefSeq names its product RNA polymerase sigma factor sigA-like. The record is from RefSeq and is a predicted model, not a curated record. The coding region runs from base 629 to 1003 and encodes 124 amino acids. Gene Ontology annotation, biological process: regulation of DNA-templated transcription; DNA-templated transcription initiation. The transcript is spliced from 3 exons. Gene Ontology annotation, molecular function: DNA-binding transcription factor activity. NCBI's taxonomy places the organism in Eukaryota, Viridiplantae, Streptophyta, Magnoliopsida, Asparagales, Asparagaceae.
UCAUCACCGCCUCUGUAGCAUGAAACAAAACCGAACACCGCCUUCUUUCAAUCGCCCCCAAUCAUCACCGCCUUCCGAUUCCAUAACUACCAAGUAAUCAGCCCAUAACUCCGCCGGCCAAAUAAUUCGCAGCCUAAAAUCAACCGUCUACUUCCAAUGAUGGCGGUCGAAGCUCUUCAAGCAUGGCCUUAAUCUGCUUCUCUCUAGCAACUCCACCCUCUUCGAGUAAACUUUUGGCCAAUUGAUUCUGGGGUAUUUCAAUAGCCGCCUCGCCUUACCGAAGAUCGGCAUCAGAUUUUAGUUCCUGCAAACUAUCAAUCUUAAUUUUAAUUUUCAGGUAAUAAUUUGUAGUUCCAUAUCAGUAUCCAUCCUCUCCUUCUCCAAAGCCCUCGACCCAGCUCUCCCGCCGCCCGCCGCCUACCAACUCUCUCUCGCUCGUGACCUUAACCCCCAUCACCGGCCAACUCUCUCUCCGCCGCCGGUUAGAAAACCCUCCGAUGAGAGGCGAGGAAUUUAGAAGGAAGGUCGGGGUGCCAGACAAAUAAGGAUAUUCUAUUAUCGGUUAGAAAAUCCUCUCGCUCUUGUGACAUAAAUAGUUUUGAUUGAUUGAGUUGAAUGCUGGUGCAGAAUGAAGGAAAAAUUAGGUUUUGAACCCUCUGACAAGCAGUUGGCAUCAUCACUUAGGAUGUCGUAUUCUGAGCUACGUUCAAAGUUAAUUGAAUGUUCAUUAGCAAGAAGGAAGCUAGCGAUGAGCAAUAUUCGACUUGUUAUGUCCAUUGCCCAAAAAUAUGACAACUUGGGUGCUGAGAUGGCUGAUCUUAUUCAGGUGUUGCUCGGCAGUGCAGGAGCUUGGGAAAAACCCUGGCUGCCUCUGUGCCGUUAUGCAUCAAACACUGCAAGAAGUGCCGGAGUCAAACCUGAAACAGCCAUGGCCAUUCCAAAGAGAUGCAACCUCGCUUAUCGCCCUGCUGGCUAUAAGUGUGGAGCUUAUACCUUGCCCUAAAGAGGUGAAGGGAUCCACUGGAGUGAAGGCUAUACAUGUUGCUCUACUCCUGACUCUAAAUAAAAUACCAGUACUACUAUUGCUGUGUAAUAUGCCUGUACUCUGUGUGAAGCAUGUGCUGACAUAAAUAAUGAUAAGAUUGGUGUGUGCAGUAUUAUUGGCUUUCAAAUGCUGAUCUCAUACAGUUUUACCAGAAUGCUUUUUCCUCUGCAGUGAAAAUUGUGCGUUCAGGAUUAUCUGAACCAAGCAAGCAUUAACAACAAAUCAUGUAGGAAGCAUCAAUGAGGAAGAAGAGGAAGAUCUGGAAGACCAAGAAGACGAGGAUGAAGAUGUUGAAGAAUAUUACUUUAGUUGAUAGUUGAUGUUGUUAACUGAUCUCAAUUGUAGUAGAUUUGAAACUUUUUUUUUCCUUUCACUUAAGUUAUGUUGAAAGGAUGGAAUAAUGAGUCCUGAUGGUGUACAUUGCACAUGAAGAUGGACGGCUUCAUA